This is a messenger RNA of Hypanus sabinus (Atlantic stingray), 3925 nucleotides long. RefSeq names its product family with sequence similarity 151 member A (gene fam151a). The transcript has 8 exons. Bases 1918 to 3417 code for a protein of 499 amino acids. Lineage: Eukaryota; Metazoa; Chordata; Chondrichthyes; Myliobatiformes; Dasyatidae. The record is from RefSeq and is a predicted model, not a curated record.
UGAAAUGAAAUGUAGAAAUCAUCAACUUUGAUGGGUCUUUGCAAGCUUUCUGUUUUUUAUGAUAUUAUGUGAAAGGAACUUUUUUCAUUUGCUAGGUUGUUCCACAUGGUGCUGGCCUUUACUUGACACAACACUAUUCCAGAAUCAGGUGAAGAUUUUUCAAAAUAGAUCUAUCAAACUGAUGAAGCAAAAAUAUGAGGCUGAGGCUCAGAUGGUGGCACAUGUGUCUCAGGGUCUGAAAGUCCCGGUCCAAGUCCAUUCCAGGAAUAUCUAGCAGGACACUUAAGUGUAGCACCACAUCUCCUUCAAUGGAACUGAAUUUCAGGGGCAGAGCACAGCAGAUUUUCACUGCUGUUUAGCAUUAUUGACGGGGGACGAAUCUCUAGAUACCUGUCUGUCAAAUGAACUGUCAUGGUUGCACUGGCUGCCUCAGGUGGAUGUGGUGCAUCCACUGCUCUCUUCUGCAGCAAGGGGAGUUACCACUGGUGUUACAGUCAAUACUUCUUCAUCAAUUAAUGUCACUCAAAUUAUCAGUUGCUUAUUUGAGCUUAAUAAAAUUUGGCCAUAUUACCACAGAACGCACCCUUGAAAAAUACUUCCUUGGUUGUAGAUUGCUUAAGGAUGAGUGGAGGCUGUGUAUGGUGCCUCACAAAUGUAAGUCUUUCAAAUUAAUAGAGGAUAAAAUUAGCAUGUGGGAGUAGCAAUCAGAAGGGAUGCAACUGAAUUUUAUGGUGCCAGCUCUUGAUUCAGACAGCAGUGAUUAAACUCUGUGAAUCAUGACCUCUCCCUGCAUCACCCUUAUCUUCUCCUGUCUUUCUCAGACAGCACGUCAUGUAUUUCCAUAAUUGUCCUGUAAUUAUCAUCAUUACAGAGACCACAUAACUCAGAGCAUCUCUUACUGAUGGAUUCUCUAAAGUACCACAAAUGGUAAUCAUACUCUUUAUUGAUUUAUACAUCUGACAGGGCACUGGCACCAGUUGAGACAACUCCUCUUUGAAUUUAGAUCUCAAUUAGUAGCUGCAGGAAAUUAUCCAAAUUUAUCGGAUCAUCAAUCUAGUCCUCACCCACCCUCUCUCUUCCUUAAAUUAAAACAUAGAAAAUGCAUUUAAUGUUUCAGUUAAGAGACCAUUUGUCAGUCUCUUUCCACAGAUGAUGCCUGAACUACUGAGUGCUUUCAACAUUUUUAGUUUUAUUUCAGAUUUCCUGCAUCUACAUGUGGUGUUGACUUCCAGCUCUUGGUUAAUUGACCCCAUCCUAAAAUCAUCUCCCCUUUGCUGGUUUCAUCAAGGGGUGGGUGAUGAUAUCUGAGGUGGUUGCCCUCCGUUUUGUGGUAAUUUUUUUCACAUAUAUGUCAAUAGUGGGUAUAAAUCAGGCUGCUUAACAAUGAAAACCAAAGACUGACUAUUUACUUACAUCAAGAUAAACUUUAUUCAUAAUGAAAAAUUUACUGAUGUGCAACGCCUUUUCAUUCUUGCAUUCAUAGUUAAUGCAUUAAGUACUGUUCUAUUACUUUCUUAAAACCAAUAGCACUGUUGCCACUCAUGUGGUCCCUGGGAUGGUGAAUUACUGCAAUGUGGCUUCCUCAUCCAACCCUGUUCUUCCCUUUUCAGUCACAGAAAAAAAACCCUAUACUGUGAUCCUUCCCCACCGGGCCCCUGCUGUGGCUGCACCAAACUUCAGUGCCUUCCCUUCAGCACAAACUCAUGCAUCCUGGAUCGUCCCAGUCGGCAGCAUUCCUCCACGGACAUCUUGUAAGCAGGCUGAAGAGGUUGGAUUUCCAAAAACAGCUACAGAUCAGAGGAUGGAGCUUUCAGCCCAGAUGGAGAUCUGCUUGACUAUUUGCUUCACAGUGGAGUUAUUGAGAGGAAGGAUGGUCUGCUGGUUACCUGGUCCCAUGGUGCAAACAGCAAGCAGCAGAUGGAAGAAGCCCUGAAAAGUAAUUCCAUGGUCCUGGAAGCUGAUGUCAACAUUGAAGGUUUCAACACUCAAAACGAGACUGGUAUUCCUAUCAUGGCUCACCCACCUGAUGUCUACAGUGACAACACCCUUAACGAGUGGCUGGACGCUGUUUUCAAAUCCAAGAAAGGUAUGAAGCUGGAUUUCAAAAGCAUUGAGGCAGUAGACCCUUCCUUGGACAUCCUGCUGAAGAAAUCGAAAGAAAUCGGCAUCAACAGACCAAUUUGGUUAAAUGCUGACAUUCUGAUUGGCCCAAACGUUCCAGGAUUCAUUAAGCCUGUCAAUCCUUCCAGGUUUCUGAGUCUUAUUCAGCAGAAGCUCCCAAACGUCACCCUCUCCCCAGGCUGGAUGACAUUUUACUUACCGUUGAUUGCAACCCAACCCUACACCCGAAGGAUGGUGGAAGAGAUGUACAACUUGGUCAAAGGUUUACCACAACGUGUCACAUUUCCUGUCAGAGCUGUGCUCUUGAAGCAAGCCUGGCCACAUUUUAGUUGGCUGCUCAGCCAGUCACCAAGGUACAGCCUCACUCUCUGGCAGGGAUCUAUUGAUUCCAUCACUGUGGAAGAUCUCUUAUUCUUCAGAGACAACAGCAACAUUGAACAAAUCUAUUACGACAUUUAUGAACCAGUUUUGUCAGAAUUCAAAAAAAUUGCAUUGCAGACAAAUAGAAGCCGAAGGUUUUACCCUGGCGGGAAACUACUGGAUUAUUUUCCCCAUCAAGAUAUUGGAGAAUUGCAGGUCCAUUGGUUUGACAUUGGAGCCACAUUUUCGGACUUGUCAGAACUUCUUCAAGGGAACGCUGGAGGAAUGCUUGUCCUGAAUGUGAAGAGUAAAUUCGGUAGUAUUCUAAUGGUGGAAAGUUCCAAACGUGGAUCAGAAUUCCUUUUGGAAGAGGUUCUAAAUCAGGUCUUACGUUCAUCAAACCAGUGGAGCGUUUACCUAAAGAUACUCUCCACUCGGACACUAGCUCCAACUCUGUAUUUGCUUUAUGAACUUUACACAGAGCACCUUCUCCACAUACCUGUCUGGAUCAGCAUGGAAGUCUCUUACGGCAGCUUCAGCACACCGGGGUAUAUUGAAGGAAGCCAAUUCAUCAAUACCAUCAAUAAAAUAUUUCCUUUUGUAACUAUAGCUCCAAGCUGGCCAGCUGAAGCACUUAACCAUGGUUACACAGAACCCUUGGUGGAAGACAUGCUGAGUCUUUGUCAGGGGUUGUGGCAAACCCUGUCCUUCCAGCUCCAGGCUGUUCCGUUGUCUAAAUCGUGGCAGGCAACCUUCAGACUGCUGCAGGCUUCCCCCAGCUACACUCUGACAGUGGAACACCUACAUACACAGGGCACAUACGCAGACGCGUUUCGAGGACUGAUCAACAUCCGAAUGCACAGCAGCCGUCGGAUUUACUACCGUUUACCUCCAGAUUAUAGAAACAAUUUUGAGAUUGAUAUUUUUACUUCAUAAAUGUGAUCCCCAACUCUCUGUAUUCAUAGUCACAUAUUCCAGGUACUCAGGCAAGCAAAUCAAUUACGUUCUAAAUCAAUAAAUUCUUGGAUGGAACCACUGAAUUGGAUGGUUAGAACCCAGCACAGAUGCAAGCUGCACUCUUCUUUCAUUUCUCAUUACGUUAAUAUACAUUAGUAUUUAAGCUUUUGAUACAAAAGUUAAUUUUCUGGACAUUGAUUGUAAAAGCCUGAUGAAUAGUCUGCUAGGUUUAAAGGAUGAUGUGCAUUUGAUUUAUCCAGACAGGUUUACUUACUCAUUGAGUUGUAAUCCCAUUAGACAAAUUGUUCUACACUGCAGACCUUGGUUGCUUGCUCUUACUGUCCAUGUCAAGAUUCAAGAUUGUUUAAUGCCAUUUCCAGUACACAAGUGUAAAGCAGACAAAAUAAUUGUUACUCUGGAUCCAAUGCAGCAAAAACAACACAUGCACUAAUAAAAAAAACAGUAAAUAUAAAUACAUAAGAUAGUU